AUAAAGUGUGAAAACUGUUUCAGACUGUGAGUGUGAUGGGGAACCCACAGCGGCAGGGCUACAGCUCACAAUAAAGCAAGAGUAUACAGCAAUACAACAUGAAGGGUAACACGUAUACAGAUGAACAUCAGAGAAUAAAAUUUGGAGAUAAAAUGUAGAUUUGAAGUAUGGUCAGAGUGUUGUGGAAAUGAUUGCACAGUUACAGCUGAACAUGAGCAUAUAAUGUUUGCAUGUGUGCAGAUAGUGAGGCCUUUAACCCACACAAAUUCAAAGUAAAUGAUGCUCAAAUGUGCUAAUCUUAUUAGCUUCUUUUCACCCCUCUGCUGUGGUUCUUUGGUGCUCAGUAAAACACGUAUGGAUACUUUUGAAAGCUGCAGCUUUGUGGCUUUUGGGUGAUGUUCAGUGCUGUUGCUUCCUGACUUUUUAGUGUGAACAAGUUCUGCAAAGUGACAAUCACUCUGUUCAAUUUGGCUGUUGCAGUAUUCAGCUUCAUCAUGACUGGACACCUGCUGUUUGUCAUCCUCAUGAUUUCCUCUCAUGAGUAUCAAGUCCAAGCUCUUCCUUCACCAACACUGACAGUGAGCACAGCAGUGAUCUCAGAGACAGACUCGGUCACGUUACACUGUCAGGCACCAGCAUCUGCCUCAGUUCAUCACUGUUAUUUUUAUACUGGGGAGCAACAAAGUAUCAGAGGCGACUCGUGUCUACAGACACUUACAGGAACUGAACUGCUGUUAAUGUCACAUCAGAGAUCACCUGCUGAGGUCAAAGUCAGAUGUUUUUACACAGUGGAGGACGGAUCUGUGAAUUCUCCUUCAGCGCACAGUCACCCAUCCUCCAUCAGCAUACAAACUCUUCUUCCACCAACACUGACAGUGAGCACAGCAGUGAUCUCAGAGACAGACUCAGUCACGUUACACUGUCAGGCACCAGCAUCUGCCUCAGUGUAUCACUGUUAUUUUUAUACUGGGGAGCAACAAAGUAACAAAGACCUCUCGUGUCUGCAGACACUGACAGCAACUAAAAUGCUGUUAAUCUCACAUCAGAGAUCACCUGCUGAGGUCAAAGUCAGAUGUUUGUACACUGUGAAUUAUGGAUCUGUGACUUCUACUUCACCACACAGUAACCCAUCCUCCAUCACCAUACAAAGUCAAAAACCAGAGAUGAGUGUUCAACAUUUUGAUGGGGAAUUUGUUCUCAUCAUGUGCUCUCUGCCUGGAUCUGUGAAAGAUGAUACAAGAUGUAAUCUGUACUUUGGAGAAGCAAGUCGUCCAUUCUUAAAUGAAGCUGUCUCGAAGGAAAGCAGCAGAAAAACCAAACAGAGGUCCUGCCGCUUUUAUGUCGCAGUUGCAGAUUUUUUGAGCCAUUUACAUUAUGUUCAACAAAAGGAUGCCAGCUGUGAUUACACUUUGGAAAGUGGACCUUACUCUUUGUCACCUCGCAGUGAUCGAUACAACAUGACAGAUAUUAUGAAGAAAGAAUCACCAACAACCAAAGUGUACUCACCAUGCACCAUGACCACAGCACUGAGUCUCAGCAAUCCCAGUGCUUCCAAUAAUACCACUCCUGUAACCCCACCAUCAGAAGUUCCAAAACUUCAAAACCCUACCUCACAAAAGAAAAAGAAAACAUCAGCAGCAUCAAGAGCGACCACCACAAAGUCAACAUCUACCACAACCACAGCAAAACCGCAGCAAGAUUCUUCCCCCUCUACCACUGUGAACUCACCGUCUAAGUCAGCAGAAUCAAGUCUCACGACAGCCAGUGCUUCCACUUCUACCAGUACUGUGGACUCACCAUCAGAAGAAGUCUCAAGAAAGAUAAACACAAAAUCAUCAUUUACCUUGACCACAGCAGAAUCGAGUCUCAGCAGUUUCAGUGCUUCCACUUCUACCACUUCUGUCAUCUCACCAUCAGGAACGGGGACACUGACUGUUGUGUUGGUCGUCGUUGGUUCUGGUGUAACUGUGGGUGCCAUCUUAUUGGUACUGGCACUUUUCAGAUCUAAAAGAAGAACGGAGGGAUAUUCUCUAAAGAGGACAAGAACCAACAUCCAAGAUGACUUUGUGUGCAUGACAAAUAUUGACACUGGAAGAAUGUUAACUGAAGGUGAUGAUGGAGCCUACAGUGUGAUCACUUCAAUACCCGGUGCCAGCUGUGCUACCGGUGCUGAGAAACUGAACAAACAAGAAAGGAAAGAGCAAGAUUCUGAUAUUUAUCAUCCAUACGCCACCAUCUCUGAGAAACCAGCUGCACCAGUCUCACAGGACAUGACCUACAUCAUGCUGCAGGCACAUUGAUGAUGCUUAUUAUUUUAUUUUCAGUAAUGUAAAUACCCACUGUUACUCUGUCAGUACUGGAAAUGUUUUCUGUUCCUUGAUCAAACUGUACUCUGCAGAAGCUGCAAGUUAAGAUUGUAACCGUGUUUUUGUUCUAAUCAAUGUUAGCACAACAUUUUGAAAUUGGAUAUUUUUUUGUAUUGUAAGACAUUAAACACAGUGACAUACUUAUAUUACAAACACAUGAUACUGAAUCAUCUAUGGACGCGAUACACACAACCAAAGAUCCCAGAGGGACUAAAAGAAAAGUAAUGCACAUUAUGUCAUUGCAUAAACAGUUAACUUAAUCAAAAUAGACUGGUAAUGGUGCUGCAGUGUUUAUUUCAAUUCAACCCAGUUUUGUUUAUAUAGCACAAAAGCACAACAACAGUUGCCUCAAUGUUAUCACUGUUACCUCAGAGCAUGAGGGUCCUGAAUCCAAACCACCAGCCAGCUGGUCUUUUGGAUGUUUGGAUGUUCUCACUGUGCUGGGUUGUUUCUCUCCAGGCUUCCUUCCAUACUUCAAAGACAUGCAUGGUGUUAGGUUAACUGGGGGAUCGAAAUUGGUCACACUGCAUAAAGGUUUUCCUGUCUUUAUCUGUUAGGGCCCCAUUAUAUCUGCCUUUCAUAUAUAUAAGACACUGUAGUCACUAUAUUUCUGCCUGGUUAAUGUCAAAUUGCCAUCUGUGUUUGGCUCAAAAUUUUUGCACAGCAUUUUUCCUGAAACUAUUUUUUCUUGUAUAUAUUGUAUAUAAGUGACCCUUUUUCACUUUUGUAUUUUAUUCUUUUAAAUAUUUGUUAGACACUGGCAGGAGGCUGCUUUUGUAUCUGGGUUAAGAACAGUAGGGGUUGUUUUUUUUUGUUUUUGUUGCUUUUGCUUUGACCAGAGCUGAGGGCCUAAAGUGGCCGUGGCUGGGCUGUAAUGGUGGAGGCUUUCUCUUCAGUGGUUUGUGUUUGUCAGUGCAGCCCUGGUUUGAACUGCACUGUAGUAACAGUGUGUGUAAAACUGAGAUGUACAUUCGAGGCAAAGUAAUUCCCUGGACCUCUGCUUACAGGAAAACCACAAUACUGAACUGGGAUUCAAACGUGUGUGAAUAUUUUUAAAAUUAUUAUUAGUAAAAUAACUUCUUAAGGUCUUAAUCAAGUAUAACUGUGUGUUAUUUGUACUGGUUUGAAAUAAAUAUUCUCUCUGUUAAAUUCC
Messenger RNA from Oreochromis niloticus (Nile tilapia), 3519 nucleotides. RefSeq names its product serine-rich adhesin for platelets. The transcript is spliced from 20 exons. NCBI's taxonomy places the organism in Eukaryota, Metazoa, Chordata, Actinopteri, Cichliformes, Cichlidae. The coding region runs from base 495 to 2300 and encodes 601 amino acids. The record is from RefSeq and is a predicted model, not a curated record.